GCCACCACCUCUCUGCUCUCACCUUGUGCGAAUGAGGCCACUUGCACUCGUCGAACCUGCGCUCAGUGUUCGUCAGGUGCUGAGAUGAAGCAGCUGUUGUUUUUCGCCCUGCUCGUGGCCUGCGCCGCCGCGGCCUCUACUUUCAAUCAGCUGUCACUGCGCAAAAAUCAGUCAAAAGCAUCUCCUCGCUGCAAAGCUCCAGCUGUUUCGCCACAGAGAGUAGAAAAAGUCAUCAACCAAUGUCAAGACGAGGUUAAAUUAGCCAUCAUCCAGGAGGCGCUGGACAGCCUGCAAAACGUGAAGGAAGAAGAGAAGCUGCAGCACGGCAUUCAGCGAUUCAAAAGGCAGACUUUCUCCGACGACGAGAAGAAGAUUGCAGGGUGCUUGCUGCAGUGCGUCUACAGGCAAGUGAAAGCGGUCGAUCAACUCGGUUUCCCUGAAGCUCAGGGGCUCAUAAAGCUGUACACCGAAGGCGGGGACGACGAGGAGUAUAGCAACGCCACUUCAAGGGCCGUGCACGCGUGUUUGGCCAUCUCUAGCAGGGUGAUCGCGGAAAAAUACCAAGAACCUGGUCUUGCCUGCAACGUUGCUUACGACGUCUUUGAAUGUGUGACCAACGAAGUUGCCAAGUACUGCGGGAAGAUUUGAGCCCCGAAAAUCACAUAUCAUCCAGCACAUUAUAGGAUUAGAGCAACAAGGAUCCUGCGAUUCAUCUCCAACUCUCACUUUAAUUUGAUCCACCUGUUAUUUUCUGUAUAGCAUCAUCUGUGUUUUAAUACUCUUGAAUAUACGUUUAUAUGUAUUUAUUAAAUUGACUCAUAUGUAAAAUAAUUUGAAGUAAAUUUUCGCUUCCAAUAGCCUCAUAUAUGUCAGAUCACUAUAAUUUGGAAGAAAGUUUCUCUCUGAUAUGUGUUAUUAUCAUUACUAAGGUAUCUCUAUUGUAUGUGUUCAUUGGAUAUUCAAUCGAUCAUAUAAAUUCGAACAGUUGUUGAUUCGUUAAUUUUUGUAUAGAAAUAAAACGAAAGAUUCAAGUGAUAUCACUGCACUGUUUUUAGCAUGAAAGUAAUUUUUACUGUGUUUUGC
Messenger RNA from Cloeon dipterum, 1083 nucleotides. RefSeq names its product Odorant-binding protein 73a (gene Obp73a). The transcript has 7 exons. The record is from RefSeq and is a predicted model, not a curated record. Gene Ontology annotation, molecular function: odorant binding. The coding region runs from base 85 to 648 and encodes 187 amino acids. Lineage: Eukaryota; Metazoa; Arthropoda; Insecta; Ephemeroptera; Baetidae.